Messenger RNA from Metarhizium album ARSEF 1941, 5010 nucleotides. RefSeq names its product Sec7 domain-containing protein. Gene Ontology annotation, biological process: regulation of ARF protein signal transduction. The record is from RefSeq and is a predicted model, not a curated record. The coding region runs from base 1 to 5010 and encodes 1669 amino acids. The transcript has 2 exons. Gene Ontology annotation, molecular function: guanyl-nucleotide exchange factor activity. Lineage: Eukaryota; Fungi; Ascomycota; Sordariomycetes; Hypocreales; Clavicipitaceae.
AUGCUGCUCUCGACUUUGCCUUUGCAUCUCUCCCAGACAACAACUUAUCUCAGCCACAGCGCGUCCCUUGCUCGCGCUUCAUCGUCAGCAGCCGCAGUCGAGCGCGCCCUGUCUUCGACUGGCGAGCCGAGGACCCUGUCGACGGUGCUGGAAGCGCCCACGCCCUCGCCCACGCCCACGCCCGCGCCCGUGGUCGACUCGCCUGCGCCUGGCCACCCACCACCCGUCGGAGCCCCCGUUCCUGUGCCUGCGCCUGCGCCUGCGCCUAUGCCGGUGCCGGUGCCACCCCGAGCGUCCAGUCUCGGUGCCGCUGCUCCUGAGCUCGGGCGGCAGACUCGAGCUGCUCCAGCGCCAGGGGCCACCAAGGACCACUCCAACUCCCGUCACGGCCGGCACCCAGCACCGCACGCAAAGGGAGCUCUCGCGUCUCCGUCGUCGACUCCCUCUCGCAUCGUCUCCAGCGACAGCCAGCCUGCUGUGGCUGCAUCCGCUCCUACGUCGGCUUCUCUGUCGGCGCCUGCUCCCGCGGCUCCCUCCGCAUCUACGCCUACGCCUACGCCUACGCCUGCGUCUGCAUUGCUGCUGGCCUUGGCGUCUGCAUCGUCCCGGAGCCAUUGUCUCGCUAAUCAUUCCCCUUUAGACAAACCCACCGCCACCGUCGACGCCAGUAUGACUGAUAAUGCCACGGCUCGCACCCCCCCACGGGACUCCCACGAUCUCUCCCUGUCGUCGCGAGACAUCACUCGCGAUUCUCUCGUCGUGAACAUGCUCCUGUCCCUGGACCAGAUGUCCUUUGGCCCGUCCGCCGCAGACAAGCCCUUUGGGGGCAGCAGAGCAGUCAACACCGCCACCGGCGCCUAUGACGACGAAUACUCUCCGAGACCCUGGUCUGACGAUUCGAACACCAGCUCACAGGGACGACGACACGAUACCCUUUAUAAUCGUCAUUGGCGCCGCUCGUCCUUGAGCUCUGACGUCGACAGCGCUGUCGUUGACGACUCGGCAAAACAUCCCGCCAACGAUCCUCCCUCGAGACGACGACGCAGCAACAGCAGCUCCAAUAACUUCCUGGGUCAAGUCCCCCGCCUAAACAGCAUGAGAGAGGCUGCCUACAAACCACAGCCUGGCACGCCCCCUCGGAGCAGCCAUACCCGCGGCCGUAGACAAAGCAGCAAGAGCAGCAGUAGUGCGAGCCUGGAUAUGGGAUAUCCCCAUGCCACGGUAAACCAGCGAUUAGCACAGAGAACCGGGCGGUCUGCUAGUUUCGACUACGGACCUCAGUCGCCAUCGCACAUCCGACAGCCCUCGUCGUCGUCUCCUUUCCUCGUUGACUUCUCCGGCACCUUCGCCUACGACGAAUACCGUGCCGCCCCGAACCCAACGGUCCCCAGCGGCCCUCGUCGUCCGAUGCCUACCCGUCAUAUUCCACCGCCGCCACCGGAGCCGGUCGAACCUCACACACUGGAACGCAAGCGUAGCACGAGUCGGUCCCUGAAAAGCUCAUCUGGCAAAAGUAGGCGAGGGGCUGGGCACCGAGGUGCUGCACAGGCACUGUCGUCGAUGCCUGCCGAAGAGUUGAGAUCUGCGCCUGCUCCAAGCGUGGGCUAUGGCAAAUCCGAGGACACUGAUGCGGUGGCCAACGUGACCUCUCUACCGAAAGAGCGACCUGGAUUUUUUCGACGUGUGUUCGGCUCAUCAAGGUCGACUGCCCCGUCGAACAGUAACAUCUCCGGACCUCAAACAAGCUCCUCUCGCUUGCCGGCUUCCCCUGACCGCGCGCCGCACCAGCAACAACACCAACAACCCGCAGCCCCUACCGCCUCAACCUCCGCCCCCCCUUCUAGAGAUGCAACAUCGUCGCAUCCACAUCACCACCCCACGUUGCACAAGAAAUCUUCCUUCUUUCGCCGCCGCAAGAAGUCGGUAGCCGACGCCGCCCCGCCUUUGCCUAGCGUCGGGCGUAUACCGCCCGUGCCAGUUUUGGAAACAUCGACUUUGCGAGCAGCCAAAGAUGAGCCAUCUGGACAGAGUAUGUGCAGCCCAACAAGUAGCUUACGCCAAGUCAUGAAUCCAUAUCUCCUGGAAGGUUUCACUGGACUUGGCCUGACGGGAGUGGCGGUUUCAGAUCCAUUGUCUGAUAUUACCAAUACACGUAGCUCCAAGUCCGACGACAUCGCCGAGACAAGAGACGAGGAUUACAAGAGAGAUUUCUCUCCAGGUUAUGAGCCGAGUCCGAAUGCCCGCAUACGGAAAGUCAAACCCGACCCCGACAGCGAACAAGUUGACAGCACACCCUCUCGGUCCACAUCGAAACAACCUUUCAAGCCUCUCCAGACAAGCAAUUCUUUCCUGGAUCUUGAGGCGGGCAGCGACAAUGAGAACGACCGUCGCCAGCAUCAGAAAAGGAGCGACAAGUCACCUCCAACAGCAACAAGACCGAGGGACAACGAAGAUGGAGACGCCACGGUUCGCGCCAGGAAGAAGAAGCCUAUACUGGACACUGAUAAUGGAAGCAAGCUUCCAACGCAGACUAGCCUCAACCUGCCAGCGGAUUGUGUCAGAUCUAUCAGCGUUGCGUCAGGGUCCACCGAAGCUGGUUACAGGACUGCUCCCAGCGCGCCGCCAAGUGUCCUUGUCGAAGAGGCGGACGAAUCCGAGCCCACGCUGUUGGCCACCCUGGAAUCCAUGAAGUCCUGCAAGCCUUUUGACGAACCUGAGUUCGUCACUGGUGAGCCGACUGAAGAUGACCGCCAAAAGGCGCAAAGAAUAUUUGACGGAGGCGAAGACUUUAUUCAAAAGGAUAAGGCUGCUGCAUGGAUGGGCGAACAAGGACCUGUUCGGCAGCGCACUCUCCGGGCAUAUUUGGAGUUGUACGACUUUUGUGGUCUGAGCAUCCUUGCCUCCUUGCGCCAAAUAUGUGGACGAUUGGUCCUGCGCGCUGAGACGCAGCAGGUAGACCGCAUCUUGGUUGCAUUUUCGAAGCGCUGGUGUAGUUGCAACCCCAAGCACGGCUUCAAAGCGACAGAUGUUAUUCACACGAUUUGCUACUCAAUCAUGUUACUGAACACUGAUCUCCACCUUGCAGACAUUGAAUCGAAAAUGACUCGCAGCCAAUUUAUCAAGAACACCAUGACUACAAUUACACAAGCUGUCGCUGAGUCGGCUCCCGAGGCUUUUGUUCGGCCGACAAUUCUCCCCGAAAAGAACCCAAUGUUGUCCCCAGAACCGGCACGACCAACAGCGGACUCGUGUCGAACGAGUAGGCACUCAUUUCGUCCGCCACCCCGUACUGAGACCAACUGCAACGACGUUGAUGACUGUGGCCCGCUGGUCAAAUCCCCUUACACCGGACCAAGGAGAGGCUGGGAGGAGCAAGUUGAGAUUGUUCUGAAGUCGAUUUAUGCUUCUAUACGUGACCACCGGCUGCCUCUAUUCGGCGCGGAACAGGAAAAACAUCUUCAUGCUGCACCGCCCCAGAACAACCUAUCGGUCAUUGGAAUGUUGAAGAGGAGCCCAAGCGUUCUGAGCAAGGCGCCUUCGGAAACGUUGUCCACUCGUGGACGAGUCGUUGAUGGCAGCCGGAGCAACACAGCCUCCCGCUGGACAUCAAAGAGCCGAUCACGGCCAGGUCUGGGCCGUAACGGGUUUUCCUCAAGCCGCACCAGCUUUGACGAUGGCAAUUCCAUGUGGAGCCCGGCAAUGUCUUCUGCAACAUGGAGCAAGCACUCUCUGGGACGGACACAGGGAUCCGUGUCGCAAGACUCCUUUGCCUCGUCCAUGCCACGAGGGGACUAUCAGAAAUCAAUAGGCUUCGCCAACGCUCUCAGCCAGGCCAUCAUUCGUGACGUAGAUGCCAACGGCCAAGAAACAGUCCCUUCCAUAGUGAGCGCUGACAUAUCUGCCGCCCAGUUUCUAGAAGACGAAUCGCUAGAGCUUGCCGGUCCGCCAUGGGUGAAGGAAGGGAGGGUGAUGCACAAGCACCACUUGGAUGGCUAUGGGAAACGAGCCAAGGAUCGUAAUUGGACCGAGGUCUUUGCUGUGGUGCAGAAGGGACAGAUCAGCCUGUUCUCGUUCCUUGCGAGCAAAUCCACGCGCCAAAAGACUCGGUCUCGGCAUGGGGGAAAGCUCAACGGGCCCGUUGGAGGGGGCAAUUGGCAAGACAAUGCCGUGAACCUUGGCACAUUCAACCUGCGCUUGACGCUGGCUUCGGCUCUGCCACCACCCGGCUACUCUCGAUCACGGCCGCACGUCUGGGCCCUGAGUCUACCGACGGGGGCCGUCCAUCUGUUCCACGUUGGCACGCCGGAAAUCAUCAGAGAGUUUGUCACCACGGUGAACUACUGGAGCGCACGUCUCAGCACCCAUCCCCUGGUCGGUGGAAUAAGCAAUGUCGAGUAUGGAUGGAGCGGCGCCAUCGUCAAUAAUUCUCUGGUGAAGGCGAUCAACGAGUCUGCGACAGCGGGCGACAGCGGAGGGCGAAGUUCCCGUCCCGGCAGCAGCGCUACGCAUGGUCGCAAGUCGAGUGCUGCCAGCGGCAGUCUCCGUUCACCGAGUUUUGACCAGGCAGCUGGGCCUGCUACCAACAGCGGACGCGGCAAACUCCCUGGGGAUCGCAUUCACAUCGCCGAGUGGACUCCUCCAACGCAGAGCAUGCGUCCCAGCAAUGCUACCGAGACGGACCAGCUCGAAACGCUCACGGCUUAUGUCAAGAGCAUCGAACAGGAACUGCAGUCUCACAACCAGCUUCGAAGCCCCAUGUUAUUGGCCUUUACACCGAGAGGGCACAACGCAGGCAAGGCCAUGGCCAAUUGGGAGCGCAAGAGUGCUUACUUGCUGCGAGAAAUCGUCAAGUUCAGAACGUACGUGGACUGCCUACAACAAGCGGAGGCGAGGAAACAGGAAAUCCAGGCCGAACGAGACUUGGCUCACAAGGCUGCUCGGGUCGACCCGAGUCAUGGCGAUGUGGACGUGAGCGGGGAUGAAGAAGGGGACGAGACCUUGCGGCCCUGA